GUGUGGCGCACAUGCGAGGCUGACAGCUCUGUGCAAGGCUUGAGCUCCAGCUCCAGCUUCAUGUUUCAAUUGUAUGGUUUAAUUGUUUGUCAAGAUAUUAUAGAUAUUUGGGUUAUAGCAAGUUUCGAAAAUGGAACAAACUAGUGCUCGCCUACGCAGGACAUUUCGCUAUCCCACAGAUAGUGACUCCGAUGACUCGUUGCCGGAAGCUCUUGAUGAAGAAGGUACACCUGAACCCCGCUAUCCACUCCAUCACAUCAUUCCAAAACUAACCCUUCUCCAUCUAGAACAAGACAAGCUAAUCCAACAUCUCGCCGCCCUCCAUACAAAAUACAAUGCCGUCUACGCUCGACUUCUCCUUUGCCUUCCCCUCAUAAGCAUCAUUCCCUACCUGCUCACCCUCUUCUCCCCAGCAACCUCUCUCCUCAGUAUCCUCUCCAUUACCUCACUGAUGUCCACCGCCUUCCUCGUUUACUCUUUACCACCCGAAAAAACAUCGAUAACUAUCCUGGAUAACUUCAAUCAACCAUCUCAAGAUGCCCCUCUGUUAAAAACAGGAAGGGUGCUAGGAGUCAACAGAGUCGACGACGGACCUCUUCUAACCUACCUUCCAACACUCAAUCUCCUUCUCAGUUUCAUUCUUGGUGUUCUAGGAACUAUCGUCAAAUCUAAGCACAGAUCAAAUCCUAGAAUCGCCGAUGCGGAGUCAGAUAUCUGGUGGAUCGGAUUCGAAUGGUUACCCUUUGGAAUCUACGCCGUGGUAUUGCUAGCAAAAACCGUAAUGGGAAGUGUAAAUCCCGAAGAGGAGUUGGGAAGUUUGCGGUAUGGAUAUAAGGGAGCAUGAAGAGUGUUACGUUACAUCUACACUAGUAAAUCUAAAACUCUGGAAUGUUCUUUCGAAUUGUGAAGUCCAACUUGAACAUUUAUCACUAUC
This is a messenger RNA of Sclerotinia trifoliorum, 934 nucleotides long. Lineage: Eukaryota; Fungi; Ascomycota; Leotiomycetes; Helotiales; Sclerotiniaceae. The record is from the annotation of a GenBank genome assembly.